Molecule: messenger RNA, 1775 nt
Organism: Mandrillus leucophaeus (drill)
Lineage: Eukaryota; Metazoa; Chordata; Mammalia; Primates; Cercopithecidae
Gene: MAGEB1
Product: melanoma-associated antigen B1
Exons: 3
Coding region: 236-1276 (346 amino acids)
Biological process (GO): negative regulation of transcription by RNA polymerase II
Cellular component (GO): nucleus
Source: RefSeq, a predicted model, not a curated record
AGUGUUGCAACUGGGUCUGGCAUGUUUCAGUGUGGUGUCCAGCAGUGUCUCCCACUCCUUGUGAAGUCUGAGGUUGCAAAAGGACUGUGAUCAUGAGGAUCAUCCAGAAUUCCAACUCGAAAUUCUCAGAAAACAGGACCUUGAUGUGAGAGGAGCAGGUUCAGGUAAACAAAGGGCCCCACAUCUCCUGCCCUUCUGCCCACACUCCUGCCUGUUUUGCCUGACCACAGCCAUCAUGCCUCGGGGUCAUAAGAGUAAGCUCCGUGCUCGUGAGAAACGCCGCAAGGCACGAGAGGAGACCCAGAGUCUCAAGGCUGCUGAGGCCACUGCAGCAGAGAAAGAGGAGUGCCCCCCCUCUCCUGUUUUGGGGGAUACUCCCGCAAGCUCCCCUGCUGCUAGCAUGCCCCAGAAGCCUCAGGGAGCUUCACCCACCACCACUGCUGCUGCGGCUGUGUCAUGCACCGAAUCUGAUGAAGGUGCCAAAAGCCAAGGUGAGGAAAAUGCAAGUUCCUCCCAGGGCACAACAUCCACUGAGAAGUCAGUCAAAGAUCCUGUAGCCUGGGAAGCAGGAAUGCUGAUGCAUUUCAUGCUACAUAAGUAUAAAAUGAGAGAGCCCAUUAUGAAGGCAGAUAUGCUGAAGUUUGUUGAUGAAAAGUACAAGGAUCACUUCCCUGAGAUCCUCAAUAGAGCCUCUCACCGCUUGGAGCUGGUCUUUGGCCUUGAUUUGAAGGAAGACAACCCUAGUGGCCACACCUACACCCUCGUCAGCAAGCUAAACCUCACCAAUGAUGGAAACCUGAGCAAUGAUUGGGACUUUCCCAGGAAUGGGCUUCUGAUGCCUCUCCUGGGUGUGAUCUUCUUAAAUGGCAACUCUGCCACCGAGGAAGAGAUCUGGAAAUUCAUGAAUAUGUUGGGAGCCUAUGAUGGAGAGGAGCACGUAAUCUAUGGGGAGCCCCGGAAGUUCAUCACCCAAGAUCUGGUGAAGGAAAAAUAUCUGAAGUACAAGCGGGUGCCCAACAGUCAUCCCCCACGCUAUCAAUUCCUGUGGGGUCCAAGAGCCUACACUGAAACCACCAAGAUGAAAGUCCUCGAGUUUCUGGCCAAGGUGAAUGGUACCACUCCCCGUGACUUCCCAUCCCAUUAUGAAGAGGCUUUGAGAGAUGAGGAAGAGAGAGCCCGAGUCCGAUCCAGUGUUAGAGCCAGGCGUCGCACUGGUGCCGCAACUUUUAGAGGGCGUUCUAGAGCCGCAUUCAGCAACUCCUCCCAACCCAUGUGAGAAUUAAGGCAGAUUGUUCACUUUGUUUUUGUGGCAAGAUGCCAACCUUUUAAAGUAGAAGCCAAGAUAGGGCUAGAGAGAUCAUAACAUAUAUCUUCUUUGUGUUCCUGUUAAACAUUAGUAUCUUUCAAGUGUUUUUCUUUUAAUAGAACGUUUAUUUAGAGUUAGGAUCUAUGUCUAUGAGCGACAUGGAUCACACAUUUAUUGGUGCCGCCAGCUUUAAGCAUAAGAGUUUUGAUAUUCUGUAAUACAUUUUUGAAAUCCUUGAAUCUUUUUUGGGUUCAAGAAGAAGAAAGUAUAGCUUUAGAAUAGAGAUUUUCUCAGAAAUGUGUGAAAGAACCUCACACAACGUAAUUGGAGUCUUAAAAUAGAGGAAGAGUUAGCAAAGCAUGUCAAGUUUUUGUUUUCUGCAUUCAUUCACUUUUGUUUUUGUAAAAUCCAAAGAUACAUACCUGGUUGUCCUUAACCUUUUCAAGAAUGCAGAUAAAAUAAAUUGUAA